Molecule: messenger RNA, 648 nt
Organism: Fulvia fulva
Lineage: Eukaryota; Fungi; Ascomycota; Dothideomycetes; Mycosphaerellales; Mycosphaerellaceae
Exons: 3
Coding region: 1-648 (215 amino acids)
Source: RefSeq, a predicted model, not a curated record
AUGCGUAUCGCACACCUUCUCCCAUUUCUGGCCGCCUCACCAGCCGUCCUCGGCGGACCGGUGCCUGAGUCCGACAACACACAAGUCCUUGACUCCAGUGACACCACCGCCGCCACAUACUUCGACGGCGGCUCGUCCGAUCCCAUUCACCACAUGCAGCAAAAGUCGUCGAGCGACAGUCUCCCGCCCUGGCCACCCUGGGGCCAUAUUCCCUACAAGGGCAAAAAAGAUCUCAAGAUGUUACGAUAUGCAGGGCCCGACUGUCGCCCGGACGAUCUCAUUUCUUGGUACGCCCAGCACUUCGACGCAGACGACGCGAAGGAUUUGCAUGGCAAGGGGAAAGAGAUUCUGUCGGUGAAGUACGCACUGCCCAACAACGCCAAGAUGCAAUUCGUGGAUGUGACAUUCUGGGAUGGGCACCAUGAGAAGCAUCAUGGAUGUACAGGCAAUAUCGUGUACAAGCUUGAUGGUGCUAGGGGCGAGACGGCGGAUGGAGAUCAGUAUGCGUGCCACAACAUUGCGGGGGCGAAGUGUUUGUCGUUGAGUCCGGCGUGGAAGAGUCCGUCGCGUCGCGGUACAUGGUGGAAAAGUGGAAGCGAUGCUUGGCUGCGAAUAUCUAGAGGUCGUCUGCGAGCUCGGUUAGAAUGA